This is a messenger RNA of Penicillium crustosum, 1251 nucleotides long. RefSeq lists its product as uncharacterized. NCBI's taxonomy places the organism in Eukaryota, Fungi, Ascomycota, Eurotiomycetes, Eurotiales, Aspergillaceae. The transcript has 2 exons. Gene Ontology annotation, molecular function: magnesium ion binding; hydro-lyase activity. Bases 1 to 1251 code for a protein of 416 amino acids. Gene Ontology annotation, biological process: carbohydrate catabolic process. The record is from RefSeq and is a predicted model, not a curated record.
AUGAUUCUUGUCUCCCUUUCGAUAUCACAGCCCGGUGCGAGCCAACCUCUCCACAGAAUCAUCUCGGUUACCCCGUACGUCGUCCGUGGAGCUCGCCCUGACAGCGGCAAUUCCGAGUUGGAUUAUAGCUGCUUGGUGCGCAUCGAAACUGACACGGAAAUCGUUGGGUGGGGCGAGGGGACAUCUCGGUUUCCCUUCGCACGCUGGGGCCCGGCAAGAGUUCUUGAUGUGGUGAACGAAAUCAUUGCCCCCACCCUGAUCGGACGUGACCCCACCGAACCCAUGGUUAUCUGGAAUGAGCUACAAAUCCUCGGAAACUCCCCGUCUGUUCGUCGUGCACAGGUAUGCCGGAGACCAGAAAUAUUUAUCGGUGCAAUUAGCGCAAUUGAUAUUGCACUGUGGGAUAUCACUGGCCAAGUCAAAGGCCAACCAAUCUGCCAUCUCCUGAGCAAGAUCACCCGCACAAAGAUGAAGGUCUGUGUGGAUGUCAACUCUCUCGGCUAUUUGUCCGGACUCUUUUCCUCGGAUUCGAUGUUGCAACCAGCCCCAGCUACAGUGCCAGAGGCACAGCACUACCUAGAUUUGGGGUUUGAUACCUUUCUGGCCAGAAUUCAUGGCGGGCUUGAGGAUAAUAAGCAACGGCUCCGGGCGAGUCGUCAUGCGAUUGGCCGGCACGCAACCAUUGUCGUUGAGAACACAAGUGGUGUAUCGGCGGAGGAGCUAGUGAGAGCAAUGCCAUCCUCAGAGGUCUCUCUCGUUAUUGAAUUUUCAAGAACGCCCCUUGAAGACAACAUAAGAGCAUUGGUCCCUGUGGCUUGGGGUAGCAGAGAAUGGGAUACGACGAUGAUUUGCGAUAGAAUGGCUAGAGGGAAUGUUGACAUCGUCCAGCCAAAUAUCAUCAUUUGUGGGGGGUUUACUGCUUUACUUCGGAUCCUGAAUGUUGCUGCAGACCAUGGGAUACGUGUUAUGCCAUCUUACGGCUCUAGCUAUGGCUCUGGAAUUGGUUUGGCGGCUACGAUCCAGGCGUCUGCUGCCACUCCGUGGAACCCAAGGGAGGAGGGACAAGAGCCUAAUCCCAAAGAGCCAAUGGUCAUCCUUUCCCCCGAUGCUUACAGCAUUCGGAACGAGCUGCUUGUCCAAAAGAUUGAUGGUUCGGGUGGAUAUCUACAUGUGCCUGAAACGCCUGGAUUGGGAACAACUGUCGAUGAACAAGUCUUAAACAGACGGAUGGCCAUUUCAAGGAAGCAUUAG